Molecule: messenger RNA, 623 nt
Organism: Drosophila serrata
Lineage: Eukaryota; Metazoa; Arthropoda; Insecta; Diptera; Drosophilidae
Source: RefSeq, a predicted model, not a curated record
GGAGUCUUUUUAGGUUCCCCUUAUCCCUGAAACACCUGUCAUAUUUUGAAUUUAAAUCGGUAUCGAGUCUACAAUGAAACCCACAUGGAAUCCAACACCAAUGCUUGAGACAGAGUCGCCGCAGAUCGAUGAUGCCCUGAAGAUUUGCCAAUCGAUUGAGGAUGAUCUGGAUGAUUGUCUGGCCCUUGUGGAGGGUAUGAACCAGAAAUACAAUGCCCCCGGACGCUAUGUCAUUUCCAUGGCGCCCUUCAACGAGGACUAUAUAGUGCCCAGCACGGGAACCGAUAGUUCGUCCUUGCAUGCAGCAGACUGGGAGCUGGAGAUUCUCACCCAGCUAUAUGGAGCUCGUAGUGCCCAGGAGCUGGAUGAGUCCUAUGUGGAUGUUCGCUACAAGUUUAUCAAACUGAAAUUGGAACUGGAGGUGCCCUGAUCUAUUGCCAGCGUUUCGCAGACACCGCAGACCGCCAAGAGCGUGUCGUUCAUUACAUGCUGGAGAGCUCCAAGAAGCGCAAGCAAAUUCUCUGCAGACACUAGAAAAACAUAAUAUUGUUGAAUAUGCUGAUAUGAAUGCAGAACCAAAUAAUAAUUCCUGACAACUAUUCCGUCAAAGUCCAAGAGCGUGA